Molecule: messenger RNA, 2136 nt
Organism: Metarhizium brunneum ARSEF 3297
Lineage: Eukaryota; Fungi; Ascomycota; Sordariomycetes; Hypocreales; Clavicipitaceae
Source: RefSeq, a predicted model, not a curated record
AUGAAGUCUGCUCUUUCUGUUGUUGUUGCCGCUGCCGGCGUGCAGCAGGCUGCUGCUACUUUCGGCCUCUUGGGCGGUGGUGGCAUUUCUUUCAAUUUUGGUUUGGAUUGGUCUGGUGCAAAGACUUUCCCUUGCCCUGGCAACGUUGUCAACAAGUGUACUCCUGAGCAGGAAAAUGAUUGGGACUGGAGUGACGUUGCGACUGGCUCCCUCAACACCUACGCUGGCUUCAACUUCGGUGGCGGCUGGUCUUGCGAGAGCAACUUUGGAAAGCGCGGUGAUAUCCAGGGCCGCACUUUCGGUCUCGGAAAGGUCAUCUCCGGUUCCUGCAAUCAGGGAGAUGAGGCUGGUCUCUCCAUUGGUGUUGGUGCCAGUGCUGGUAUUGAUGCCUUCUCCAUUAACAGCUUCGACAUGUCGACCGAGUUCGACGCCCGUCUCGAAUUCCACUACGAUAUGCCUGACGGAAGUGUGUGCAAGCAGACCUCGGAUUGCAAGCGAGGUGGAUCGACUAUUGUCAACAACCAGUGCGGCGGUGCUAAGAAGGUUCGGGUCAUCUACCCCAAGCAGAUCAUCCACAAGGGAAUCUCCUUCAGCAAGAAGUGCAAGAUUUCUUGCCACAAGAUCAAGUGGCACUGCGGCAAGCCCACUCCCAAGCCCAGCACCUCUGUUCUCACACUGCCUAGCACCUCUACCCAGGUGAUCCAGACUACUCCUGUCACCACUCUGCAGACAUAUACCACUCCUUCUCAGCAGACUACUCCCGAAAAGCAGACCACUUCCAGCAAGGAGACUACUACCUCUGCUCAACAGACCACUCCUGGAAAGGAAACCACUCCUGCCCAGCAGACUACUCCCAGCAAGGAGACUACCCCCGUCCAGCAGACCACAUCUAGCAAGGAGACCACACCUGCUCAGCAGACCACUCCUGGAAAAGAGACCACCCCCAGCCAGGAGACUACGUCCGCUCACCAGACAACCCCAGGCAAGGAGACGACUCCCGCCCAGCAGACCACUCCCAGCAAGGAGACUACUCCUGCCCAGCAGACUACACCUGGGAAGGAGACCACGCCUGCUCAGCAGACUACUCCCGGCAAGGAGACUACUCCCGCCCAGCAGACCACUCCUGGACAGCAGACCACACCCAGCCAGCCGACUACUGCCGCCACCACCACUCCUGCCACUACGUUUGUCACUACCUACGACACCACCUCUACCGUCUUCACGACCUCCACCAAGACCAUCACAAGCUGUGGACCUGAAGUCACCGAGUGCCCUGGCAAGACUGGACCUCACAUUGUUACUGUUACUAUCCCUGUGAGCACCACUAUCUGCCCAGUUACGGAGACCCGUACCCAGUCCCAGGGUGUCCCUACGACUGUCAUUCUGCCCUCCAAGUCUGAGACUACCAUCAAGGAGCAGCCCACCCCCGAGCAGCCUACCGGUGAGAAGCCCAACCCGGUCACCAGCCAGCCUCCUCAGUCUACUCAGACUCCUCCUUGCCCUCCUGUUGUUCCCAGAUGUCUCAACACCUUCGUGGACCUCAAGGCCAAGUGCGCGGACAACAAGGAUGCCUCUUGCUUCUGCCCAGACAAGGACUUCGUCAAGAACAUCUUCGACUGCAUUUACGCCCACGGUGAGAGCGACAACGUCAUCUCCGAGGCUAUCUCCUUCUUCCAGGGUAUCUGCGGACGCUACAUCCCUGAGAACCCCGUCAUUGCCACUGGUGCCGAGACCAUCACCCAGAUCAUCACUGUCACUGGUACUCCUCACAUCACCCAGGUUCCUUAUACCACUGUCGUUGUCGCUACCACAAUCACCGAGAACAGCAGCACCCAGACCAUCUCGACGGAGGUCACCAUUCCUAACAUCGUCAUGCCUACUCCCACUGGCGGUGUCCCCAACCAGCCCGCCGCCACCGCGUCUGUUCCAGCUGGGCAGAACCCUCCUCCUGUCACUGGCCAGAACCCUCCCCCAGCUGUCACCGAUCAGAGCCCUCCCCCCGCUAUCACGACAGGCACUGGUGGUGUGAUUCCUCCCAAGCCCACGGGCUCAGUGCCUGUUACUGCCGGCUCUGGACGUGUCGGUGCCGGCCUGGGCAUGGUCCUGGCCGUCGCUGCUUUCGUCGCCGCUCUGUAA